Messenger RNA from Danio rerio (zebrafish), 5936 nucleotides. Lineage: Eukaryota; Metazoa; Chordata; Actinopteri; Cypriniformes; Danionidae. The record is from RefSeq and is a predicted model, not a curated record.
AUGGCGUUUAUUAAAGAGGAGAGUGAAGAUGUGAAGAUUGAAGAAACAUUCACAGUCAAACAGGAAGAUCUGCAGGAACAAACAGACCUAAUUGAAGAGAUUAAGGUGGAUAAAGAGGAACAACAUCAUGUCAAAAUUGAGGAAAAAACUCAUUUACAGACUGAUGGUAUUUUGAAAAGGAGAGACAAGAAUCGUUUCACCUGCACUCAGUGUGGAAAGAGUUUUGAAAAACAAAGCUAUCUUAAAAUUCACAUGAGGAUCCACACUGGAGAGAAACCAUUUACAUGCACUCAGUGUGGGAAGAGUUUUAACUGCUCAUCACACCUUAAACUACACAUGAGGAUUCACACUGGAGAGAAACCAUACACAUGCACUCAGUGUGGGAAGAGAUUCAUCCGCUCAUUCUCCCUUAAUAAACACAUGAUGAUCCACACUGGAGAGAAACCAUUUACAUGCACUCAGUGUGGGAAGAGUUUCAGGCAAUCAUCAUCCCUUAAUAAACACAUGAUGAUCCACACUGGAGAGAAACCAUUCACGUGCACUCAGUGUGGGAAGAGAUUCAUCCGCUCAUCAUCCCUUAAUCUACACAUGAGGAUCCACACUGGAGAGAAACCAUUUACAUGCACUCAGUGUGGGAAGAGUUUCAGCCAAUCAUCAACCCUUAAUAAACACAUGAUGAUCCACACUGGAGAGAAACCAUACACAUGCACUCAGUGUGAAAAGAGUUUCAGCUACUCAUCACACCUUUAUCUACACAUAAGAAUCCACACUGGAGAGAAACCAUUCGCAUGCACUCUGUGUGGGAAGAGUUUCAGCUGCUCAUCAUCCCUUAAUCAACACAUCAGGAUCCACACUGGAGAGAAACCAUUCACAUGCACUCAGUGUGGGAAGAGUUUCAGCCGCUCAUCAUCCCUUAAUCAACACAUGAGGGUCCACACUGGAGAGAAACCAUUCACAUGCACUCAUUGUGGGAAGAGUUUCAGCCGACCAUGUUCAGUUUUCAGAAUUCACAUGAGGAUCCACACUGGAGAGAAACCAUUCACAUGCACUCAGUGUGGGAAGAGUUUCAACCAAUCAUCAUCCCUUAAUAAACACAUAAAAAUCCACACUGGAGAGAAACCAUUCACAUGCACUCAGUGUGGGAAGAGUUUCAACCAACCAUCACACCUUAACAAUCACAUGAAAAUCCACACUGGAGAAAAACCAUUCACAUGCACUCAAUGUGGGAAAAGUUUUAACCGCUCAUCAAACCUUUAUCAACAUAUGAGGAUUCACACUGGAGAGAAACCUUUCACAUGUGUUGAGUGUGGAAAGAGUUUUAACUGCUCAUCAAACCUUGAUAAACACAUGAGGAACCACACUGGAGAGAAACCAUUCACAUGUGUUCAGUGUGGGAAGAGUUUCAACUUCUCAUCAAACCUUUAUCAACACAUGAUGAUCCAUACUGGAGAGAGACCAUUCACAUGCACUCAGUGUGGGAAGAGUUUCAGCCAAUCAUCACACUUUAAUCAACACAUGAGGAACCACACUGGAGAGAAACCAUUCACAUGCACUCAGUGUGGGAAGAGUUUUAACUGCUCAUCAUACCUUAAUAUCCACAUAAGGAUCCACACUGGAGAGAAAUCAUUUACAUGCACUCAGUGUGGGAAGAGUUUUAACUUUUCAUCAAACCUUCAUCAACACAUGAGGAUCCACACUGGAGAGAAACCAUUCACAUGCCCUCAGUGUGGGAAGAGUUUCAUCCAAUCAUCAUCCCUUAAUCGACACAUCAUGAGCCACCGGAUCCACACUGGAGAGAAACCAUUCGCAUGCACUCAGUGUGGGAAGAGUUUCAGCCACUCAUCAUACCUUAAUCUACACAUGAGGAUUCACACUGGAGAGAAACCAUUAACAUGCCCUCAGUGUGGGAAGAGUUUUAGCAAAUCAUCGUCGCUUUAUAGACACAUGAGGAUCCACACCGGAGAAAAACCAUUCACUUGCACUAAGUGUGGGAAGAGUUUCUGCGAUUCAUCAUACGUUAAAAAACACCUGAGGAUCCACACCGGAGAAAAACCGUUCACUUGCACUCAGUGUGGGAAGAGUUUCAGCCACUCAUCAUCCCUUAAUCUACACAUGAGGAUCCACACUGAAGAGAAACCAUGCACAUGCACUCAGUGUGGGAAGAGUUUUAGCCAAUUAUCAUCCCUUAAAAACCACAAGAAAAUUCACACUGGUGUGAGAGAGCAUAUGUGCUUGGAGUGUGAGAAGACUUUUAUUACAGCUGUAGAAUUGAAACGGCACCAGAGGAUUCACACUGGAGAAAAACCGUACAAGUGUUCACACUGCAGUAAGAGGUUUACUCACUCAGGAACCCUGAAAAGACAUCAAAGGAUUCACACUGGAGAUAAACUCUUUGAAUGUAAAUAUUGUGGAAAGAGUUUUGGAAGAAAAGGCAAUCUUAAGAUUCACAUGAUGAUCCACACUGGAGAGAAACCAUUCACAUGCACUCAGUGUGGGAAGAGUUUCAGCCAAUCAUCACACCUUAAUCUACACAUGAUGAUCCACACUGGAGAGAAACCAUUCACAUGCCCUCACUGUGGGAAGAGUUUCAGCUUAUCGUCGUCCCGUAAUCUACACAUGAGGAUCCACACUGGAGAGAAACCAUUCACAUGCACUCAAUGUGGGAAGAGUUUCAGCCUAUUAUCAUCCCUUAAUCGACACAUGAUGAUCCACACUGGAGAGAAACCAUUCACAUGCACUCAGUGUGGGAAGAGUUUCAGCACCUCAUCACACCUUAAUUACCACACGAGGGUCCACACUGGAGAGAAACCAUUCACAUGCACUCAGUGUGAGAAGAGUUUUAGCAGCUCAUCACACCUUAAUUACCACACGAGGGUCCACACUGGAGAGAAACCAUUCACAUGCACUCAGUGUGGGAAGAGUUUUAGCAGCUCAUCACACCUUAAUUACCACAUGAGGGUCCACACUGGAGAGAAACCAUUCACAUGCACUCAGUGUGGGAAGAGUUUUUGCUACUCAUCAUCCCUUAAUCAACACAUGAGGAUCCACACUGGAGAGAAACCAUUCACAUGUACUCAGUGUGGGAAGAGUUUUAGCUGCUUAUCACACCUUAAACAUCACAUGAGGAUCCACACUGGAGAGAAACCAUUCACAUGCACCCAGUGUGGGAAGAGUUUCAGCAAAUCAUCACACUUUAAUAACCACAUGAGAAUCCACACUGGAGAGAAACCAUUCACAUGCACUCAAUGUUGGAAGAGUUUCAGCCGCUCAUCAUACCUUAAUCAACACAUGAGGAUCCACACUGGAGAGAAACCAUUCACAUGCCCUCAGUGUGGGAAGAGUUUCAGCAAAUCAUCAAACUUUAAUGUACACAUGAGGAUCCACACUGGAGAGAAACCAUUCAAAUGCACUCAGUGUGGAAAAAGUUUCAGCCUAUCAUCACACCUUAAUCACCACAUGAGAAUCCACUCUGGAGAGAAACCAUUCACAUGCACUCAGUGUGGGAAGAGUUUCAGCAAAUCAUCAAACUUAAAUCUACACAUGAUGAUCCACACUGGAGAGAAACCAUUCAAAUGCACUCAGUGUGGGAAGAGUUUCAGCCAAUCAUCACACCUUGAUCACCACAUGAGAAUACACUCUGGAGAGAAACCAUUCAAAUGCACUCAGUGUGGGAAGAGUUUCAGCCAAUCAUCAAACCUUAAUCAACACAUGAAGACCCACACUGGAGAGAAACCAUUCACAUGCACUCAGUGUGGGAAGAGUUUCAGCCGCUCAUCAUACCUUAAUCAACACAUGAAGAUCCACACUGGAAAGAAACCAUUCACAUGCCCUCAGUGUGGGAAGAGUUUUUACUGCUCAUCACACCUUAAUCAACACAUGAGGAUCCACACUGGAGAGAAACCAUUCACAUGCCCUCAGUGUGGGAAAAGUUUCAGCCAAUCAUCACACCUUAAUCCACACAUGAUGAUCCACACUGGAGAGAAACCAUUCACAUGCACUGAGUGUGGAAAGAGUUUCAGCCGAUCAUCAUCCCUUAAUAAACACAUGAGGAUCCACACUGGAGAGAAACCAUUCACUUGCACUCAGUGUGGGAAGAGUUUCAGCCAAUCAUCAUCCCUUAAUCUACACAUGAUGAGCCACACUAGAGUAAAAACCAUUCACCUGCACUUAAACUGCAGUCACACUGGACUUUUCUCCCCAUAGACUUCCAUUCAUACGCACGCAAAUGUGUCAGACCGGAAAAUCAAGUUCGUGCGUCAAGUUUUGCAGUUCACUGCUUUGCAAAGUUCAAGCUUGGUGAACUCUGACCUGCAAAAUCGUAUCACUUAACUGUGUGAGACCAAUCGUAGAUCAAAACAUGACCUCUCUUGACAGAAGUUUAAAAUAUUGACCAAUCGCUCACUUUUUAAUGUCUAAUCAUUUUGUUUAGUCCUGCCCCUUUUUGCAGCGCUGUACAACAGAAUUUUGCAUGCUCAAACUCUAGUGUGACCACAGCUACAAUGUGGGAUGAGUUUCAGCAACUACUCAUACCUUAAUAAACACAUAAAGACCUACACUGGAGAGAAACCAUUUACCAGAAAUGGGGGACUCGAGUCAGAUGACUUGACUUGAGUCAGACUUAAGUCACAAAAUUUAGGACUUGAGACUUACUUGAUAAAUAUCCAAUAAAGACUCGACUUGACUUGGACUUGGCUGUCAUGACUCGAGACUUGACUUUGACUUGAGUUAAAUGACAAGUUAAAGUUAAAUGUUUUUGUUAAAUACACAACCGUUUGUUAUAUAUUAUGCGUUUAAAAACAAAGCAAAACCGAAAGUUCUAAGUCACACAUGCGCAGUAUUAACUAGAUCUGGACUGAAUCGUUUGGUUCAGAAGAACCGCUUUAAAUUAUUCAAUUUAUCGAUUCAUUUGCUAUUCAGCCAUCAGAUACGAUGAAAAAUGGAAGGCGCUUCACCAAAGAUAAAAGCCUAUUUUACGGGUUUAAAGAUUACAAACAAAACGGCUAAUCAAAGUUUAUACUAUUUAGUCUGACUCAGUGCUUGCCACACUUCGGUGCCUUGCCUAUUUUGUCAUGUGCGCGCAGUGCCAGUGCUCUGAGCCGUGCAUCCGAUGUGUGACGCGCUUAAGAAGCAUAAAGGGGUGCAUUAAAGACACAUGAGUAAGCGUUGUGUCACAGUCACACCAUCUCUAAAUGUUUAAUUCUAAACAGCUUUGAGGAGUACGGAUGUCAGUUGUUUGUUAUUGUAGCUUAGAAGGCAAAGCGAGCACUGCGGCGCAUGCAGUGAGCGACUCACUUCAUCAACACUCAUGAUCGCAUUCAUCUAAUUUGCUUAAACUAAGUAUUCUACAGUAUGGCUAUAUUUUACAAGCAAGGAUUCUGACACACCAACAUGCAGCAGAUGUUACAAAAGUUGCGUGUAAGGGAGAAACACAUCAAACUUAUCAAAUGUGUAGGCUCAUUGAAUAACCUCAAAGGUGAGGAAUGGACUGUCUUUGACAGCUUGUGACAUCAUCUGGCACAUUAUCUGAGUACGUUUACAUGGACACUAAUAUUCUGAUUUUAAUAUGAUUAAGACACAACUCUGAUCAAGAGUCUACCAUGUAAACAGUGAUUUUUUAACAUCUUAAAGGACCGCAGACACAAACUGCGGAGGAAACAUUUAUAGGCUGGUGACACAAUGACGUUGAUGGAUGUAUGUGCUAUAACAUGUAACUGGGAAUCAUGAAUGUAACAUUCAAAAAGCAAUUCAUGUAAACACCUGAAUCAUAUUAUUGUCUUAUUCAGAUUAAGGCAAAUCAUUAGAUCAUUGAUGUCCAUGUAAAAGUAGUCAGAAGUCCCAAACCCAGAAAAAAAUGUGCUUCUGAUUUUGAUUACAGCCUUUCCACAGUUUAGUAGUAAGCUAAUGUAACGUUUACAGCAUAAUGCAAAUCUUGCAUU